CUUAUACUCGAAUAAAUAGACUAAGAAAGAAAAUUGGAAGCAAUUUCGAUCGGAGUACGUCGCCAAUCUCCUCUUUCCGAGCUCAUUUACCACCAACAGAGAUCUAUAAAGCCGUUAAAUUCAAUCGAAGAUGUUUCUAACCAGGACUGAGUAUGAUAGAGGUGUUAACACCUUCUCUCCAGAAGGCCGGUUAUUUCAGGUUGAAUAUGCCAUUGAGGCCAUUAAGUUGGGUUCGACUGCUAUUGGAUUGAAGACCAAGGAAGGAGUUGUUCUUGCUGUUGAAAAGAGAAUUACCUCUCCACUCCUGGAGCCUAGUAGUGUUGAGAAAAUUAUGGAAAUUGAUGAGCACAUUGGGUGUGCCAUGAGUGGACUAAUUGCAGAUGCACGUACACUUGUUGAACAUGCACGAGUUGAAACUCAGAAUCAUCGAUUCUCCUAUGGUGAGCCAAUGACUGUUGAGUCCACCACCCAAGCUCUCUGUGAUCUGGCACUGAGAUUUGGUGAAGGGGAUGAAGAAUCUAUGUCUCGACCUUUUGGAGUCUCCCUUCUUAUUGCUGGCCAUGAUGAAAAUGGUCCCAGUCUAUACUAUACGGAUCCAUCAGGCACAUUUUGGCAAUGUAAUGGGAAAGCUAUAGGGUCAGGGUCUGAAGGUGCUGACAGUUCUCUUCAGGAGCAAUACAACAAGGAUUUGACUUUAAAAGAAGCUGAGACUAUUGCUCUUUCCAUCUUGAAGCAAGUCAUGGAAGAAAAGGUAACUCCCAACAAUGUGGAUAUUGCAAAGGUGGCGCCUACUUAUCACUUGUACACCCCUGCUGAGGUGGAAGCUGUUAUUGGUCGCCUAUGAAAUGGGAAGAGUUUUAUUGACAAGUUGUAGACGUUUUCGUUUGGUUUCCUUAAAAAAUGUAUUUUGUACUAAAUUGCCAAGAUUUUAUUAUGUUUCUGUUCAUUUAUGGUAUUUGAACAUGAGAUCCUUUUUAUGAUUGUCAAAAAUCAUGGAAUUAAAAUUGGAGACCUAGAACUUUGUUUAAAAGAUUUAACGAGUGUUGUUGAAAAACA
Molecule: messenger RNA, 1056 nt
Organism: Lactuca virosa
Lineage: Eukaryota; Viridiplantae; Streptophyta; Magnoliopsida; Asterales; Asteraceae
Source: the annotation of a GenBank genome assembly